AGAAAAAAUACGUAAUUCAUGCAACUGCUAGAGCUCACUUGCAGGUCUCAACUCUAAAGUCUGUUGCGCUGAUUCAUUUCAUUUAUGACAACCUCUCUUCUCCACAAGGCUCACACUCACUUUCAGUCUCACUACUUUCAUUUGACUUUCUCAGCUUUACAUUCCUCCACCCUCGAGAGAAUGGCCUCUCUCUUUGAAUCCUGCAAAUCCAUGGACCAACUUAAGCAAAUCCAUUCUCACACAAUCAAAACAGGGCUGACAUCUAACCCUGUCCUACAAAAUAGAAUCAUAGCGUCUUGUUGUACACGUGAAUGGGGUGAUAUGAAAUAUGCGCGUCAAAUGUUUGAUACAUUGUCUGAACCAAGUGUGUUCAUUUGGAACACCAUGAUCAAAGGCUAUUCUAGGAUUGAUUUUCCUGAAAAUGGAGUCUCUAUGUAUUUAGAGAUGUUGAGUAGGAAUUUCAGGCCUGAUCGUUACACAUUCCCGUUCUUGCUGAAGGGAUUUACGCAUGAUAUUGCAUUGGAACGUGGUAAAGAGUUGCAUUGUCAUGUGGUUAAAUAUGGGUUUGAUUCUAAUGUGUUUGUUCAAAAUUCUUUGGUGCAUAUGUACUCUUUAUGCGGCUGGAUUGAUAUGGCUCGUGGUAUUUUUGAUUUGAGUCAGACAAGCGAUGUUGUUACUUGGAAUGUAAUGAUGUCUGGGUACAACAGAAUUAAGAAAUUUAUUGAAUCAAUAAAGCUUUUUGAUGAGAUGGAGAGAAAGGGACUGUUGCCCACUUCAGUUACCCUUGUUCUAGUUCUAUCAGCUUGCUCCAAAUUGAAGGACUUAGAUCAUGGCAAGCGGGUUCAUAAGUACAUAAAAGAAUGCAGGGUUGAACCUUCUUUGAUGUUAGAAAAUGCUUUGAUUGAUAUGUAUGCAGCUUGUGGGAAAAUGGAUCUUGCGCUUGGGAUUUUUCAGAACAUGAAGACCAGGGAUGUGAUUUCUUGGACCCCCAUUGUUGUAGGGUUUGCCAAUGUUGGAGAAGUUGAUUUAGCUAGGAAGUAUUUUGAUCAGAUGCUCGAAAGAGACUAUGUCUCUUGGACUGCCAUGAUUGAUGGAUACCUUCGGGUGAACCAAUUCAAAGAGGCUUUGGCACUAUUCCGUGAGAUGCAAACUUCAAAUAUAAAACCAGAUGAGUUCACUAUGGUUAGUGUUUUAACUGCUUGUGCACAUCUAGGGGCACUUGAAUUAGGAGAAUGGAUAAAGACAUAUAUUGAGAAAAACAAAAUUAAGAAUGAUAUCUAUGUAGGAAAUGCUUUAAUAGACAUGUACUUUAAAUGUGGGAACGUUGAAAAAGCACAAAGGAUUUUUAAGGAAAUGCCUCGGAUUGAUAAAUUUACAUGGACAGCGAUGAUUUUGGGUCUUGCCAUAAAUGGACAAGGUGAAGAAGCUCUUGAUAUGUUCUCUGAAAUGCUAAAAGCUUCAAUAGCGCCGGAUGACAUAACUUAUAUUGGUGUUCUUUGUGCAUGUACUCACACUGGCAUGGUAGAUAUGGGAAGAAAGUUUUUCAUUGACAUGACCUCCAAACAUGGGAUUGAGCCCAAUGUGGCACAUUAUGGGUGCAUGGUUGAUCUUCUUGGCCGAGCUGGAAAUCUAAAAGAAGCUCAUGAGGUUAUAAAGAAUAUGCCCAUGAAACCAAAUGCAAUUGUCUGGAGUGCACUUCUUGGUGCUUGUAGAAUACAUAAAGAUGUAGAAAUGGCCGAAAUGGCGGCUAAACAGAUUCUUGAGUUGGAGCCUGAAAAUGGGGCUGUUUAUGUUCUACUUUGUAAUAUAUAUGCAGCUUGCAAAAGAUGGGAAAACUUGCGCAAAUUAAGACAACUUAUGGUAGAUAGGGGAAUCAAGAAAACCCCAGGUUGCAGUUUGAUAGAGAUGAGUGGUAUUGUUCAUGAAUUUGUAGCUGGGGACCAUUCACAUCCUCAAUCUAAAGAAAUCUACUCAAAGUUAGAUGAGAUGACAAGAGACUUGAAAUUUUCAGGGUAUUCACCUGAUACAUCAGAGAUUGCCCUUGAUGUAGGGGAAGAAGAUAAAGAGACUGCACUUAACCGGCAUAGUGAAAAGUUAGCUAUUGCCUUUGCGCUGUUUAAUUCAGGACCUGGGGUCACAAUUAGAAUCGUGAAGAACCUUAGAAUGUGUGUGGACUGUCACCGAGUGGCAAAAUUAGUGUCCAAGGUUUACAAUAGGGAAGUAAUUGUUAGAGAUAAAACUCGAUUUCAUCAUUUCAGGCAUGGUUCAUGUUCAUGUAAAGAUUAUUGGUGAGAAUUUAAUAAAGGAGACUAUAAAUUGUUGAUCUAAUCUUA
This is a messenger RNA of Quercus lobata, 2333 nucleotides long. RefSeq names its product Pentatricopeptide repeat (PPR) superfamily protein. The transcript has a single exon. Bases 85 to 2292 code for a protein of 735 amino acids. NCBI's taxonomy places the organism in Eukaryota, Viridiplantae, Streptophyta, Magnoliopsida, Fagales, Fagaceae. Gene Ontology annotation, molecular function: protein binding; zinc ion binding; RNA binding. Gene Ontology annotation, biological process: RNA modification. The record is from RefSeq and is a predicted model, not a curated record.